AUGAUAGUUCUCCAGCUCGGCUCGGGCGAGGAUGCAACGAACGAACGACACAUCUUAGAGUUACAGAGACGGCAUGCGGAGAAGAAGAGGGCUCUGGCCCACCAACGCAUCCAGGAGGCUCAGAGGAGUGCUGCCGCUGCCCAUCAUGCUGCAGAGGAGGAGGAGGAGGAGGAGGAGAAGGCCCUGGGUUCAGAUCCCAGAUCAUCAGCAUUCAUGAAGCUCGGAUCGGAGGGUGGAUCGGAACCCAAGGACCCCUCGAUGUUGAAAGAGCCAGAUUAUCCAAGGGUGGCACCAAGCCAUGCUGUCCUGCAGCAGCUCGCAGCCCUCCAUCAGCACCUACGCGCCGAAGAAUCCGCCCUUGCCGAUGACAACAGCCCCGCAUCGGGCCAUGACCUGUCUGAUGCAUCACUCCAUCAGGGCCAGGACCAACCCCGUCACCACCGGCACCAUCCAUUGGGAAGGGGCGAGGAACACGCACCUCGCCAGGAUAGCCCCUCCCAGCAUGCAAGCUUGAGGGAGCGGAUGGAGUCCUUGAGGGAAGCCGCAGCGGAAGGUGGUAUGUCGGAGCUGUGUGCCCCGCCUUACCCUGGUGUCCUGGCUGCUCAUCUGGAAGGCAAGAUGACGAAUGCAAGGAUGGCGACGGGUAAGACCGUGAAGCAGUUGAUAGAGGAGCAGGAGUUCAUGAGGAACCUCAUGGAGUUGGGAGACCGUCCAGAAGCCAAGAGGUUCUCCAAGUAUGACUACUUCAUCCAGAAACUUGAAGCAGGUGAAAGUAUAUCCAAAGAUGUACCAAACCUGCGGGUGUCCAAGUACGACAGCUACAUCCGCAAGUUAAAGGCAGGCCAGUCAAUCAACAAGAUCAUCGGCCGCAAAGUUAGUGCUUCCCAGCGCAUCAGGGACAUCAUCAGCCAACAGAUCCAGCUGAAGCAGGGAGGCAGCGGUGGCCAUGAUGGUGAACCUGGCUCCAAGGAAGAGGCAGAAGCGGAAGCCAUAGAAGCUGCCAUCCUGGAAAACGAGGGCUUGGCACAGAGGGAGUUUGCAGCAGCUGCUGCUGCUGCCGCGGCGGCCGCAGCUUCUGGUUCAGAUCCCCAACUACAUCUCGAUCCGCAACGUAGUUCCAAUUACGAGUACUUCAUGUCCAAGUUCAACAAAGGGGAGGGUGUACCUCGGUACACUCUAGACGGAGUCACGUCGACAUCCUCCAACUCCAGCACAUCGGCCAUCAGUCCGCCUCCUGGUAUGGACGACUCAACCGUUGACGACUCUAUGAUGGAGAGGCGUGACGACUUUGCUGGGAUGGACGAGUACAACCCCUCGUAUGAACCAAGAGACAACAUCCUCAAGAAGUGUCUCCUCGAGACGGGGAGGAGUGACCUGGAUUCGGAAGAGGGCAGUGAGAAGGGCAUCAAGUCCGGAACUCUGUCGACAUCGUCUAGCCCUGGACUGGAAGGCAGUGCUUUCAAUCGAUACAUAGCCAGGUAUGACAUAGCCAGGUUUGGUGCUUCCCAGGACUGCGGGCGCUGUUCAUACCAAUUCAAGGAACACUACCAUUGUCUGGAUAAAGACUGCAAGUUUGCUAGGUUCACCCGCAAGGAAGAUGUUAUACGCCACUACAACUGGCACAAACGACGAGACAACUCGCUCCAGCACGGCUUCAUGCGCUUCAGCCCCUCCGACGACUGCCGGCCGUACUACCCCGGCUGUACCCUUAACAUGAAGAACACUCACUACCAUUGUAUGCAGAGCGGCUGCCACAAGGUGUACACCAGCACCUCCGACGUCCUCACCCACGAGAACUUCCACAAGAAGAACUUCACGCUACUCAGCGAUGGCUUCCAGCGGUUCCGUGCCACCGAGGACUGCGGGACACCGAUGUGCAGCUUCUACGGGCAGAAGACCACCCACUUCCAUUGCCGACGCCCCGGAUGCGACUUCGUCUUCAAGAACAAGUGCGAUAUCGAGAAGCACAAGACGUUUCACAUGAAGGACGAUAUCUACAGGAAGGACGGCUUCAGGAAGUUCUCGAAGCAUGAGUCAUGCAAGUUUGAAGGUUGUCGCUACUCCAAUACUCUCAACCAUUUCCACUGCAUACGCAAUGGCUGCAACUUCACCUUCACAGCGGCCAAUCAGAUGCACUCUCACAAGCGCAAACACGAGCGGCGCCAUCGCAUGAUGGAGUACGAGACAGGCCGUCACUUCAUGCGCUCCAUCCGUCCAAAGAUGAAGCUGCCUCUCCCUCGCAUCAACCCAACCUAUCGAAGCCUCCACAGCAACAGCGCUCCGAUGGGAAUGGGAGAUAAGCCCCUCAUCAUGCCUCCUUGUCCUGCAAUCAUCUUCAAGUCCGACCCUGGUGCUGCGUCGAUAGCUGAGCGUGCGGCCCUCGCUGGUCAGUCCGCUGCUCUAGGAGCCAGCCAGACAUCGCCUCUCGCAGGACAGAUGAUGGCUUUACCCAGUCACUCAGCAUCUCGCCCUGACGUCCAGGCUGUCCAGCCGUCCGUCAUCACCUCAGCACCAUCAUCAUCAGGUACCUCUACUUCCUCCUUGGAGGCCACAUCAUCCAGCCACAGUGAAUUCGACCCUGCAAGAUCACAUCCUCAAGACAUGCGCAGGGCCACACCCGAUCCUGUCUCUGCAACCUCGGUCAUCACCACUACAACUGCUGCUGCUGCUGCUACUACGACCUCGGCAGAGGGUCACCUUUCUUCGGAAGAGAGUGCAGACGAGAGGCCCAUGGAUCUGCAGAUGUAUCAAAGGUACCGCUACCAAGCCCAGGAAGCAGAUCUGGAAUCAAAUGAUGAGGACAGACCUACAGAUCUUAGCAUGCCUGAUAGAUCACAGGUUGAGAGAAUGGAGGAUGAAGAAGAGGAAGAAGACAAGCUACCCUCGGGCUUUGCCAAAAUAGCCACGAUGGACAACAACAAGGACAAGGAGGGCGAGGACCUCAACGACUCCCUGAACCUGCCCAUCGCUUCCUUCAUCUCACCCCCCUGUCAGGUGACUACGGGGGAGGAAGGGGGCGAGAGAGAGGAGAGGGAGGGGGAGUCCCGGAGCAGCCCGGUCACCGUAAAGAAGGAGCCCAGGGAUGGAGAGAUGAGGAGUGACACUGAGGCUUGGCAGAAAUACUUCAGAAGGUACACUGCCAAUGAUCAUUGCCACUCAUCCUGUGAACUCCUGUACAAAGGCCAUUAUCACUGUAUAGUGGACGGAUGUGGAGAAUACUUCAGGUCUAAGGAAGGCGUCAACAAGCAUACAAGGUAUCAUCUAAUGAGUGACGAGGCAGCAGAGCUCGGCUUUCAUUACUACCAGCAUGGUCAGACGUGUGAGAAUACCUUCAAGGGUUGUCCAUUCAGUCCACUAGCACACUACCACUGUAUGUGGAGCUUGAAACCCGGAAGCUACUGCGGUGAGGUCGUACAUACCGGUAGCAGCCUGAUGAAGCCCCAUUAUGAGAGACAUCAUCAGAACCCAGAGCUUGAAGUCAUCAGACACACUGAGGCUGAGAAACCUCCAGGGUUCGUCGGAGCACCCAUCGAACAGGCACAACCCAAGGUGGUCCUCAAGGAUCAAACGAUGAAAUGGUUCACCUCACCACCGCCUGCACAGCCAAACGACAGGGGUUACUGCAAGAUGGAACCUGGGAAAUGCACCAAGCAGGAAUGUCCUCUGGUGGGUCAGAAGCACUACCACUGUACCCGGACGGAAUGCAACUUUGCCACAGAGAGCCACGACAUGCUGCACGACCACAAGAGCAAUGAGAAACUCAUCUUUGACAGCUUCCGGCAGUUCAGCCGCAAGUUGGACUGCCGUCGUCCUGGAUGCAAGUACAACCUCCUGCACAAACACUAUCAUUGCAUGCACCAGGGAUGCCAGUUCUCCUUCUUGCAGAUUCAACAGAUGGAGUCUCAUGGCCGCAAGCAUAUGCGUCGCAUCUAUGGCAAGUUCUUCAACCGCCCUAACAACAACUCCCCAACGGGACCACAGCAACUAGUCCUCCCUAUUCUACCUCUCAACAAUCACUCCCCACCCAGCAACAUGGCCUCACCUCCUGCAGCCCUCUCAUCACCACCAGGGCCCUUCCACAUGCAUCCAACCAUGGUGUCCCUGGCAAGCUCCAGUCCCCUGCACCAGCUUGCCACUUCUUCAAGUCCCGUUGCCAUGAUGUCCCAUGCAUUGCCCAUCAACACACCGGGUUCUCUCCAGAGCAUAUUCAUGUCACCACCCCCAAGCUCAAUGUCAUCAGUCCUGGCCGUCCCGCAGCCAAUAUCAACACCUAAUGGCUUGAUCAUGGGAGGACCGUCCACGAAGCCUUCGCAUCAGUUCCUGGUGCCUAUCGCCCCUUUGGAUGCUGAAGACUCGACUCCAAGCGCGUCAAACCCGAUGAACAGUCCAUCUGGACUACAGGUGCUGCCGAACUUCCAAUUAGGUCGAUGGAAGAUUCGCCAGUCCUCGAUCAUCUCGCCUCCAAGAAUUUCACCUCCCAAUCCUCACAAGCGUCCUCUGACGUUGGUCGAGGAGGAUCCUGGGGCGCCGUCUGGGUACAAGCGUUACAAGAGAGGCCCCCUGGACUCCUCCAUGCAGGAACGGUUUGAACGCUUUGAGCGUAACAUCCACUGUGGUGACAACAACUGCCAGUUCGCCAUGAACACAACUCACUACCACUGCCGCCACACCGGAUGCAACUACAAGUUUGCAGGCAAGACCAUGAUGUACAAGCACGCCCAGCACCACGAUCGCGUCGACAGCAUCAUCCAAGACGACUUCCAGCGCUUCAAGGCCUCGGUCAGCUGCGACCGCAGCGAUUGCGAGUACACGGCCAAAAACACUCACUUUCACUGUUUGCGUUGCCCGUUCAUUUGCACCGACAGCGGCAAGGUGCCCAUCCAUCGUAAACAACAUGCCAAAACGGAAGCCGUGUCCGCCGCCGGCUUCAAGCAGUUCAGUUCGUCCGAGAAGUGCAUCUCUGGUGAUUGCAAGUAUUCUCAGAAGUACUCCCAUUUCCACUGUCUACGUCAGGGCUGCUUGCAGGCCGUCAUAGGCAUGACACAGAUGGACGCUCAUAGUCGCAAACAUCGGCUCUGAAAAGAACAAAAACGUGAUCUUCACACUUCAUCUGCUAUUUCUUUUCAUUUUAUUCUACCAGUGUAAGAAAGCAAUACUUUGUCGAGGUAACUUAUGUUUCAGAGGAUAAACCAGAAUCGUACUGAACUGACAUUCGUAUCUCAAAAUACUUUGACGUAGAAUGUACUUUGUUGUGUUGGAAGUUUGUCUGUGAAUUUUCUUGUUAUGCAGUGCAGUUUUGAGUUUUUUUUUCAUUCAGGUUAUUAGAGAAAGGAUCCGAGAAAAUCUCUAGUUCCUCACAUAAAUGAGUUUGCUUCUCACCAUACAUGGGGACUACUGUAAAGGAUUUGCAUAGUCCUGUAAUCCCUGUCAGAUCUUUGAUUCUUUGUGUAGAUUUUCUCAUUAAGGCUGGCAAACAAAAAAUUAAGAGUUGAUACGAAAGAUGAAUAAAAGGAGAACGUUGUUUGGCUUCCGACAGAAUAUCUCUUGAAAUACUUAUCUUCCUCGCACCUCUGAUUUGCAAUCUUUUAUUUCACCCUAUAGCAGCUGUUUAUAUCAACAUAUCACAAGAUAUGCUGGUGUACUAAAUGAUGUUAGCAGUUAGAAGUUAACGAUUAGACUGAAUUCUUAUUGUUAACAUAUAUAUAUAUAUAUAUAUAUACAA
Lytechinus pictus (painted urchin) is the source of this 5722-nucleotide messenger RNA. RefSeq names its product zinc finger protein castor homolog 1-like. The record is from RefSeq and is a predicted model, not a curated record. NCBI's taxonomy places the organism in Eukaryota, Metazoa, Echinodermata, Echinoidea, Temnopleuroida, Toxopneustidae. The transcript has 15 exons. The coding region runs from base 1 to 5079 and encodes 1692 amino acids. Gene Ontology annotation, biological process: positive regulation of transcription by RNA polymerase II; regulation of neuron differentiation. Gene Ontology annotation, molecular function: RNA polymerase II transcription regulatory region sequence-specific DNA binding; DNA-binding transcription factor activity, RNA polymerase II-specific. Gene Ontology annotation, cellular component: nucleus.